GGUUGAUAUGAUGAUAGAAUUGCACAGCCAUGAGUGUGCUUGUAAAAACACCUGUGCCACCUAAAACCACUUGGAAACCUGGUAAGGUAAAAGUGGUCAGGACAUUAUGCAAGUAUACUGCGCAACGUGAGGAUGAGUUAUCAUUCGACGAAGGUGAUUUAAUUUACGUUUAUGACAGAGAUACGGAUCCAAAUUGGUGGAGAGCCAAGUGUGGAGAUCAGAAGGGACUUAUACCUGCCGUUUAUGUCGAAGAGCAAACAGAAGAGAUCGAGUUGCCGCUGCACGAUGCUGCAAGACGUGGCAAUGUUUCCUUCCUGAGUGAAUACUUGAAGGAGGGCAUAUCGGGAACAGGUUUAGAUGCAGCUGGAAACACACCGUUAUAUUGGGCGGCACGUACUGGCCAUGUAGAAUGUGUGAGAGAGCUUCUCAAUUUGCUGAAUCCUGUGGUAAACGCUCAAAAUAAAAUGGGUGACACGCCACUGCACGUAGCAGCGAGUCACGGACAUUUGGAGAUAAUAAAUUUAUUACUGGAGCACGAUGCCGAUGCGACAUUAAAAAAUAAUGACGGUGUCACCGCGGAGGAAUUAGCCUCCGAUGCAUCUAUCAAGAACGCGAUACAACUGCAUCAACGCAAAUAUGAUAGUACAUAUGGAUACGGCGAUGAAGAUUAUAAUGAUGAUGAUAGCGAUUGAGAAUUUUAUAAUUUCUGCAAUGAGAAUGAAAUAGAAACUCCAUACAUUGUAAACAAAAUAAGCAAUUUACGUAUAUUACAUAAAAUAUAAUUUUACGUAUUAAUAAUUAAGAAUAUAAUUCUAUGUAUUAAACCUUUUGCGAUCCAAGUUAUUUUUCACAAAAGAGUAAAAAUCAAUUUUAUCUAAUCAGCGGGUAUAACACGAAUCAAAGAAUGUAUUUAUUACUUGAAGUUUCGGAAAUUCCAAAAAUCUAGUUUACUGAGUAUAAUCGCAUACAGAUUUGAAUGCUUGAAAAUUAUGCGAAAAUUAUUACAAUCUUGCAUUAUCUUGAGUCCAAGGAUCACAAAAGGUUAAAUGAUAAUAUUUGAAAGAUCUCAAACGAUGCUCGCCUGUUUACAUUUAAGACUCUUGUUUCUUGCAAAACGCAAGCAGUAACGUAUGAAAAAAAUCAAUUUAUUUCGAUAAUGUAAAAAGAAAUUCACACAACUUCAUAAGUCACAAGUC
Wasmannia auropunctata (little fire ant) is the source of this 1196-nucleotide messenger RNA. Its product is annotated as osteoclast-stimulating factor 1-like. The record is from RefSeq and is a predicted model, not a curated record. Gene Ontology annotation, molecular function: protein binding. Gene Ontology annotation, biological process: signal transduction. The transcript has 5 exons. The coding region runs from base 30 to 692 and encodes 220 amino acids. Lineage: Eukaryota; Metazoa; Arthropoda; Insecta; Hymenoptera; Formicidae.